UAAGAAUUUCCCUUGACUGGCCGCCAUAAGUCAAUCUUCAUCUUGUCGCUACUGCUGUAAUCGGGUUGAAUCAGAAUUUUUCUUUUUGUGGUCUAAGCCUAGAAUAAAAUCCAGCCAACAUGCAGGGAAUGGGACUUAAGAGUUUGAUGAAAAAUCCAGCAUUGAUCCCCUUGUACGUAUGUACUUUGGCUGGAGCUGCUGGAGCUAUUUUCUACACCAUCCGAUUGGCCACUCGCAGCCCCGAAGUAACAUGGAGCCGCACAAACAACCCAGAACCAUGGGAAGCUUAUAGAUCAGCCCAACACAAGUUCUACUCGCCAAUUAGGGAUUACUCGAAGACCGAGAGCCAGGCUCCAAAGUACUAGAGACGGACUUCACAACUAGUAGAAAACGUUUAGCCUCUUCGAAUGUAACCGCAGCUUUUAACACCGUACCUACCAGCAAUAUGUCACGUAGCAAAUAAAGCUUAGCUGGAUGUUUGUACACGAUAACCAAAACAGUGAUAAUUGAUAUGAAAAAAUAUAUCCAUAUCUAACCGCGAUUUUUUGCGAUUAGUGCGAAUUCGAGCUUCGAGUUCUUUGUGUAUCGUGUCAAGGCAAACAUUGUAGCUAAACUCAUCCAAUCUUAAUCAAAAAUGCAUAAUCUCAAUCCUAAUAAUUGAUAUUACGCACAGUUAAAAAUUGUGAAGGCCGAAUCGGCAAAUGAUUGGUUUACGUCUGUGCGUAAUUCUCUAUUUGCUGCUAAUGUAAAGUCUCUUCCGGUAAAAAGAAAGUAAACUGGUUCUAGU
This is a messenger RNA of Hermetia illucens (black soldier fly), 787 nucleotides long. It is a transcript of the gene ND-MLRQ, whose product is annotated as cytochrome c oxidase subunit NDUFA4. The record is from RefSeq and is a predicted model, not a curated record. The coding region runs from base 120 to 365 and encodes 81 amino acids. The transcript is spliced from 3 exons. NCBI's taxonomy places the organism in Eukaryota, Metazoa, Arthropoda, Insecta, Diptera, Stratiomyidae.